AUGGCGCCCAGCAGAGGGCCCUUGGAGGAAGCAAUGAAGGCCAAGCUGCGACAAAUGCAGGUUGCGCGGGACGCUGAUCUCGGGCGCCUGCAGGAUCAGCUCUCUGCCAAUCUGGCAACAGUCCAGAACCGCGAUGAGGAGCUGAUGGCUGCAGAGGCCCGGCUGCAAGCCUGGACCAUGGAGGCCGCACAGCUGAGAAGCUCAGCGCAGGGUGAAGAACAACUUCGAGCCAACUGUGAGCAACAAUCAGCUGUGCUGAGAUCCAAGCUGGAGCAGGCUUUUGCUUCACAUGCGCAGCUGGAGACGCAGCUCCACGACUCCCAGAGGCGAUUGGAAGAAGAGGCUACCGCAGCGCAGCGGCGCAAAGCCGGGGAGGAUAGGAUGCGCGAGGAGUUGCUGCAGGCUGAUGACAUCACAAGCGACUGCCCAACCAUGCUGUGUGUCAGACACUCUGCAAAUGCCGGAAUAACCUGA
Molecule: messenger RNA, 474 nt
Organism: Symbiodinium natans
Lineage: Eukaryota; Dinophyceae; Suessiales; Symbiodiniaceae
Source: the annotation of a GenBank genome assembly